AUGAAUGUUUCUGCGCAAGGACUGCUUAUCCUCAACGCUAGUUUCUCUGCCAAAUUCUCCUUCCGAGGGUUUCGUAGGUUGUCUGUUGUUCCACGUUUGCAACAGUGUCGAGGGCUGAGAAGGGGUUUCUCCAAAAGCAUGGCUUGUAGUGUGGAAAAUUGUGGUAUGGGUAGUGGGGUGGUUCAUCCAGCCACAGAUGCUUAUGCUGGAGAGGCAGUUGAAGCUUUGAAAGCUGGGAAAGUCAUUGCAGUACCCACUGAUACACUCUACGGAUUUGCCUGUGAUGCUUGCUCAUUGGAAGCGGUUAACAGGAUUUAUGAGAUCAAAGGCCGUAGACAUACAAGCCCUUUGGCUAUUUGUGUUGGUGACGUAUCAGAUAUAGCCCGAUUUGCUGUCACUGACCAUUUACCUCAUGGUCUGCUUGAUUCCCUCCUACCUGGACCUGUUACAGUUGUACUAAAACGAGGAGAGUCAAGUGUUCUUGAACGAUCUUUGAACCCAGGAUUGGAUAGUAUAGGAGUUAGAGUGCCUGAUUGCAAUUUCAUCAGGACCAUUGCCCGUGGUUCAGAAACUGCCCUAGCCCUCACCAGUGCAAACCUAAGUGGACAGCCAAGUAGUCUUUCCACCAAAGAUUUUGAAAACCUCUGGGAACACUGUGCUUUUGUUUAUGAUGGUGGUUUGAUUCCAUCAAGUCGUGCAGGUUCUACAGUUGUGGACCUUACUACACCACACAAAUACAGGAUACUUAGACCCGGAAGUGCUAAGGAAGAGACAGUUGCCAUCUUGGAGAAGCAUUCUUUCGUUGAGGCAAUGACCUCUUAA
Sphenostylis stenocarpa is the source of this 822-nucleotide messenger RNA. The record is from the annotation of a GenBank genome assembly. Lineage: Eukaryota; Viridiplantae; Streptophyta; Magnoliopsida; Fabales; Fabaceae.